CAUUCUUCUAUAGGGUGCCUGUGUGGCGCCCUCUUCCUUCGGAUUUUUUGCAAAAUUUAUACUCUCCUGAUACGGCGUGUAGGCUUCUUGUGUUGAGGCCCCCCUGCUUUUUCUGAAAUUUUUUGUCAAAAUUUUCCUGAUCAGUUCCGUUUUAAUCACAGCGCCAUCAUCGACAUUUGGAUGGUCGCCUGGGAAAUCUGUCAAGAAAUGAAAAAUUGAUAUUCUACAGAGACAUAAAAGAAACCAAUGAUAAGGUGAUUAGAAUAUUGAUCCCAGAUUUCAGUAUAUCUAUAAUUGCAGGUUCGGUACCAAAUGACGAAAUCCGAUUAUAAUGGAGCCGUUAAAGUGAUACAAAAUGUUAAAUAGCACCUUUCUCAUCGUUUAGAUGGGCAAUUGGAAAUUUGUUUCAAAAAACCAAAGAAGGGUAUUCUAUCGCAAUAUACAAUAAACGGACGACAAAGUAAUUAGAAUAAGUUUGUUUCACUAAUUUUCUCCCUAAUUCCAGGUGAAAUUUCAAACGGCGGAAAGCAAUUUCUAUCCGAAACGAUGGAAUCCUGGACCAUCCGCAACAGUGAUACAUAAUGUAUAAAAAGUUUGGAAGUUUAAUUUUUUAUUUGAAACAAUGAAUACAUUUUUGAAAUUUUGAA
This is a messenger RNA of Caenorhabditis elegans, 647 nucleotides long. NCBI's taxonomy places the organism in Eukaryota, Metazoa, Nematoda, Chromadorea, Rhabditida, Rhabditidae. The record is from the annotation of a RefSeq genome assembly.